AUACACAUAGAUAGACGAGCCCGGAGCCUCAGAGACAACUACUUACUACCUAGCGCAGCGGCAGUUGAACCAUAGACUCCAAGUCCUCAGAUUGACCCGCGGACUGCCCGACCCAUCUCACCCCAUUAUGGAGCUGCCGGAGAUGGAAUCUAUGGCGUCGGCUAUCGGAGUCUCCGUUUCCGUUCUCCGCUUCUUGCUCUGCUUCAUCGCUACUAUACCGGUCAGCUUCUUCCAUCGCUUCGUCCCUGGCGGAGCCACCGCCCGCCAUUUGUACGCCGCCGCCACCGGGGCGAUUCUCUCGUACCUUUCCUUUGGGUUCUCAUCGAAUUUGCAUUUCCUGGUGCCGAUGCUUUUAGGUUACGCUUCCAUGUUGCUGUAUCGGAAGUACUGUGGGAUUAUUACUUUCUUUCUGGCGUUUGGAUACCUCAUUGGAUGCCAUGUAUACUACAUGAGUGGGGAUGCAUGGAAGGAAGGAGGAAUAGAUGCUACAGGAGCUCUGAUGGUGAUAACACUAAAAAUCAUAUCAUGUGCCAUUAAUUACAAUGAUGGAUUGUUAAAAGAGGAAGAUCUACGUGAGGCACAAAAGAAAAAUCGGUUGCUCAAGUUGCCAUCAAUACUUGAGUACUUUGGUUACUGUCUUUGUUGUGGAAGUCACUUUGCUGGUCCUGUGUAUGAAAUGAAAGAUUAUCUUGAAUGGACUGAGAGGAAAGGGAUCUGGCAACCUACAGAGAAGGGAUUGACCCCCUCUCCUUAUUGGGCAACUUUCAGGGCUCUUGUGCAAGCUGCUUUCUGCAUGGGCUUGUAUUUGUAUCUUGUACCACAUUUCCCACUUUCCCGAUUCACUGAACCAGUAUACCAAGAAUACGGGUUCUGGAAACGGUUAAGCUACCAGUACAUGUCAGGCUUCACUGCUCGUUGGAAGUAUUAUUUUAUUUGGUCCAUUUCAGAAGCUUCUAUUAUUAUUUCCGGCAUGGGAUUCAGUGGCUGGACAGAUUCUAAUCCACCCAAACCCCGAUGGGACCGUGCCAAAAAUGUUGAUAUACUAGGUCUGGAGUUGGCUAAGAGUGCUGUACAGAUACCACUUGUGUGGAAUAUUCAAGUCAGCACCUGGCUUAGACACUAUGUCUAUGAGAGGCUGAUUCAGAAAGGUAAGAAACCAGGCUUCUUCCAGUUGCUGGCUACUCAAACCGUGAGUGCAGUGUGGCAUGGAUUGUAUCCUGGGUACAUCAUAUUCUUUGUUCAGUCGGCUACAAUGAUUGCUGGUUCAAGAGUUCUUUACAGAUGGCAGCAGGCCAGCCAAACACCUCUGGUCAAGAAGCUCUUUGAUUUACUGAACUUUGCUUACACACUUCUGGUUCUCAACUACUCCUGCGUUGGAUUCAUGGUAUUAAGUCUGCAUGAAACAGUAACUGCAUACAGGAGCGUUUAUUACAUUGGAACCAUUGUUCCAAUAGUCUUAAUCCUGCUAGGCAAAGUCAUUAAGCCAGCAAGGCCAGCCAGAUCGAAAGCCCGGAAAGAUGAGUGACACAUGAGCUGCAUCUUGGUACUUUUUUCUUAAGAUCCUGGGAUUAGAUUAAUGAAAGAGUAGAAUUCUGAUUCCUCUGCAUCUUUAUAUUUAUUCACAGUUUGUAACAUUCAAUCUCAUAACAAAAUGUCGAGCCUCGAUUGGUUAUGACAACUUAAAUGAUGGUUUUUUAAGUAUAUUUUCAAACCAAGUUGUUCUGACUACGUAUUCAACUGGAUGGAAUUGAUGAUUUGGAGUUUAUUUGUGAAAA
This is a messenger RNA of Sesamum indicum (sesame), 1775 nucleotides long. Its product is annotated as lysophospholipid acyltransferase 1. Gene Ontology annotation, biological process: phospholipid biosynthetic process; lipid modification; triglyceride biosynthetic process. Gene Ontology annotation, molecular function: acyltransferase activity. Gene Ontology annotation, cellular component: endoplasmic reticulum; membrane. NCBI's taxonomy places the organism in Eukaryota, Viridiplantae, Streptophyta, Magnoliopsida, Lamiales, Pedaliaceae. The record is from RefSeq and is a predicted model, not a curated record.